Molecule: messenger RNA, 3079 nt
Organism: Rhinopithecus roxellana (golden snub-nosed monkey)
Lineage: Eukaryota; Metazoa; Chordata; Mammalia; Primates; Cercopithecidae
Gene: COL23A1
Product: collagen type XXIII alpha 1 chain
Exons: 30
Coding region: 286-2013 (575 amino acids)
Source: RefSeq, a predicted model, not a curated record
UCCCCCUCGCCGCGCGGGGCCAGCCCGGCCGCUCCUCCCCUGGGUGGGUCCCAGCUCCUUUUCUGGCAGGGUCUAUUUGCAUAGAGGAAACUGCCCAAAGUGGCCGCUGCGGAGGAGCUGGCGGCGGCGAAGGGGGCGUGCGCGGCGAUCCGCUGCUACCCGGCGGCUAAGCCCCGCGCCCGGCGGACCUCGUGCCUUGGGCGGUCCCGCCUGCUUCUCUUGCACUCAGCCUCUACCCCAGCUCAGCACCGCCCCCUCGUAGAGUCCACGCGCGACAAACGCGCCAUGGGCCCAGGCGAGCGCGCCGGUGGCGGCGGCGACGCGGGGAAGGGCAAUGCUUCGGGCGGCGGCGGCGGCGGCGGUGGCGGGCGCUCGGCGACGACUGCUGGGUCCCGGGCGGUGAGCGCGCUGUGCCUGCUGCUCUCCGUGGGCUCGGCGGCUGCCUGCCUGCUGCUGGGUGUCCAGGCAGCCGCGCUGCAGGGCCGGGUGGCGGCGCUCGAGGAGGAGCUGGAGCUGCUGCGGCGCGCGGGGCCACCAGGAGCCCUGGACGCCUGGGCCGAGCCGCACCUGGAGCGCCUGCUGCGGGAGAAGUUGGACGGGCUAGUGAAGCUCCGGACUGCUCGGGAAGCCCCAUCCGAAUGUGUCUGCCCCCCAGGGCCCCCUGGACGGCGCGGCAAGCCCGGGAGAAGAGGCGACCCUGGUCCUCCAGGGCAAUCAGGACGAGAUGGCUACCCGGGACCCCUGGGUUUGGAUGGCAAGCCCGGACUUCCAGGCCCGAAAGGGGAAAAGGGUGCACCAGGAGACUUUGGCCCCCGGGGAGACCAAGGACAAGAUGGAGCUGCUGGGCCUCCGGGGCCCCCUGGACCUCCUGGGACCCGGGGCCCUCCUGGCGACACCGGGAAGGACGGCCCCAGGGGAGCACAAGGCCCAGCGGGCCCCAAAGGAGAGCCUGGACAAGACGGCGAGAUGGGCCCGAAGGGACCCCCAGGGCCCAAGGGUGAGCCUGGAGUACCUGGAAAGAAGGGCGACGAUGGGACACCAAGCCAGCCUGGACCACCAGGGCUCCCUGGACCACCAGGGCCCAAGGGCGAGCCAGGGAGCGAGGGGCCUCAGGGCGAGAGUGGCGUGGGCGGUGCCCCAGGACCAAAGGGGGAGCCUGGCCACCGAGGCACGGACGGAGCUGCAGGGCCCCGGGGUGCCCCAGGCCUCAAGGGCGAGCAGGGAGACACAGUGGUGAUCGACUAUGAUGGCAGGAUCUUGGAUGCCCUCAAGGGGCCUCCCGGGCCACAGGGGCCCCCAGGGCCACCAGGGAUCCCUGGAACCAAGGGUGAGCUUGGAUUGCCUGGUGCCCCAGGAAUCGAUGGAGAGAAGGGUCCCAAAGGACAGAAAGGAGACCCAGGAGAGCCUGGGCCAGCUGGACUCAAAGGGGAAGCAGGCGAGAUGGGCUUGUCUGGCCUCCCGGGCGCUGAUGGCCUCAAGGGGGAGAAGGGGGAGUCGGCAUCUGACAGCCUACAGGAGAGCCUGGCUCAGCUCAUAGUGGAGCCAGGGCCCCCUGGCCCCCCUGGCCCCCCAGGCCCAAUGGGCCUCCAGGGAAUCCAGGGUCCCAAGGGCUUGGAUGGAGCAAAGGGAGAGAAAGGCGCGUCUGGUGAGAGAGGCCCCAGCGGCCUGCCUGGGCCAAUUGGCCCACCGGGCCUUAUUGGGCUGCCAGGAACCAAAGGAGAGAAGGGCAGACCCGGGGAGCCAGGACUAGAUGGUUUUCCUGGACCCCGAGGAGAGAAAGGUGAUCGGAGUGAGCGUGGAGAGAAGGGAGAGCGAGGGGUCCCCGGCCGGAAAGGAGUGAAGGGCCAGAAGGGCGAGCCGGGACCACCGGGCCUGGACCAGCCGUGUCCUGUGGAGAAUCCCACCUGCAGAGGCCGGAGAGGGGCACCAGGCUGGCGGGGCCCUGCGAGGGGCAAUGGACCAUGCCCUGCGGGCCCCGACGGGCUGCCUGUGCCUGGCUGCUGGCAUAAGUGACCCACAGGCCCAGCUCACACCUGUACAGAUCUGUGUGGACAUUUUUAAUUUUUGUAAAAACAAAACAGUAAUAUAUUGAUGUUUUUUCAUGGAAUGCGCUACCUGUGGCUUUUUAACAUUCGAGAGUGUGCCCACCCAGCCCCAGAGCCACUGGCAUGUGAAGCUGCUGGAAAGUGGACAGGCCAGCCCCGGGAGGUGUAUACCUGAGGGGCACCCUCGGGCCUGGGCUUUCCCAGGAAGGAGAUGAAGGUAGAAGCACCUGGCUCGGGCAAGGCUAGAAAGAUGCUACAUGGGGCCUUCAGUCACCUGAUCAGCAGAGAGACUCUGAGCUGUGUAAGAACCUGCCCCCAAACACUCUGGAGUCCCUGGGACACACCCUAUCCAAGAAGACCCAGGGAUGGAACAGCGGCUGCUGCUCCUGGCCUCACCAGCCUCCAAACUCAACCACAACCAGCUGCCUCUACAGUUGGACAAGACUUGGCCCCUGGACAAGACUCGCCCAGCACUUGCAGCUGGGCCUGGGGAGCAGUGAGUGAAAAUCCCCCAAGAGGGUCUAGCUCCUACUGCAUUCAGUCGGCCUCAGGAGGCCAGCCUGCCCUGAGAACACAUGUCCUCUGGCCAGAAGUAGUGGCUGAGCUCUGUGAUCGCUGUGAUGUGCACCCAGCUCCAGGGAGCAGAGUGUCGGGGAUGAAGGGGCCCAGGCUGGACUGACUGCUCCUUCCUGUGUCUGUUCCCAUAUCACCCAGAGAGAGAUAAGAUGGGACAUGGCCUGGCCCAGGGAGGAGGCCUGCCACUCAGAGUCUGGGUCUCACUGGCCCCAAGUCUGUCACCCAGAACUCUGGCCAAAAAUGGCUCUCUAGAUGGGCUGUGCAGGCAAAGCAAACCUCAGGGCUGGUUUGCAGCUGUCCCGAGCAAAGGGCCUGCCACCAGACCCACCCACGCUCUGACGAGAGGCUUUUCCACCUCCAGCAAGUGCUCCCAGCAACCAGCUCCAUCCUGGCUGCUUGCCUUCCAUUUCUCUGUAGAUGGAGAUCACUGUGUGUAAUAAACCACAAGUGUGUGUCUG